AGUAGUUUUUAUUUUCCCAUGCCGCUACAAAACACCUACGUCUUGCGUUGUGGGUUGUACACUACAGUUUUAGAAUUAGAUGCUGCAAAACAAUUACAAGACUACUACUCUUUUAUAUGAAGCAUAACACUAUUUAAUCCCCCACCAAUUAUUAAUCUCUGGAGUAUAUAUCAAUCCUGCUCCCUCACCACUGCAAUUUUAUCACAUCACUAUACAUUUCCCCUUCUUCUUGCACAUGUUGCAAACCUCACACUCAAUGGGCAAGAAGACCUCCUCUUCCUGGCUCACCGCUGUCAAACGUGCCUUCCGCUCUCCCACCAAAGACUCCGAUUCCGAUAAGAAAAGCUGCCGGCGGAAAGUUGACCACCCACAACAAGACGACGAAGCCAAGAGUGAGAGGAGGAGAUGGCUGUUCAGAAAGCAAUCCAACAGCAAUGCCACACAAGCUCCUGUGAUGCCCCCCGAGCAGAGGCAUGCCAUCGCGGUGGCUGCUGCCACCGCAGCCGCAGCUGAAGCUGCAGUUGCAACCGCAAAAGCUGCGGUGGAGAUGAUCCGGCUGACGCAGCCGUGCCCCAAGGCUGCUGCGUUGUAUAAACACGAGACGGCGGCCGCGAGAGUGAUCCAAACAGCCUUCAGAGGCUACUUGGCUAGAAGAGCAUUGGUGGCGCUGAAGGGAAUAGUGAAGCUGCAGGCACUAAUCCGGGGGCAGAAUGUUCGUAAGCAGGCCAACAUGACCAUGAAAUGCAUGCAGUCGCUGCUGCGCGUGCAGGCGCGGGUGCGUGAUCAGCGCGCCCGCCUCUCCCACGACGCCGGGAGAAGGUCCAUGUUUGCUGAGACCACCAAUUUAUGGGAGUCCAAGUACCUCAGAGAUAUCAGAGACAGAAACUCUAGAUCAAGAGAGGGAAGCUGCGUGACUGACGAGUGGAGGGCGGCGCCGGAGUGCCCGCGCACGCUGGAGGAGCUUGAGGCUAUCCUAAAAGCCAGAAACGAAGCAGCAUUGGCGCAUCAGAAAUCCUCCCUGGCUUUUGCUUUUGCUCAGCAGAGCAACCUAGUGGAAAGCGACAGGAGCGCCUACAACGGAGACGAAAGCGAGCUAGACAACAGAACAAACUGGCUGGAUAAAUGGAUGGCCACCAAGCAGUGGGAGACCAGCAGCAGAUCCUCCACAGACCACCGCCGCGACUCAAUCAAAACCGUCGAGAUCGACUCCCUCAAAACAACAAACGGCCGUCGAUCCCGCUGCCAGAGCCCCAUCAACCACCGCCACUCCAUCGCCUCUCCCCACCCCAGAUCCAUCGCGCCGUCCACGCCAUCUCUCGCCUCCAGAACGCGAUCGUCGCCGCAAGUCCGCCCGCCCAGCCCUCGGCGCGUAACGGAAGACAGGAGCUACUCCACCGCAAAUACGCCGUCGCUCCGCUCCGCACAGCGCUUCAGCGAGGGAAACGCCGCGGCGGCGCAGAUACCUAACUACAUGGCGGCGACGGAGUCAGCGAAGGCGAGGAUCCGAUCGCAGAGCGCGCCGAGGCAGAGGGCGGCGACGCCGGAGCGGGAGCGCGGCGGAUCGGCGGCGAGGAAACGCCUCUCGUACCCGAUACCGGAGCCGUAUUGCGUGAAUGUGGGAUUUGGAUGCAAUAAUUUGGGGCAGAAUCUGAGGAGUCCGAGCUUCAAGAGCGUUCAGGCAGGGUACGUGGGGAUGGAGGAGCAGUCCAAUUAUUCAUGGUAUACGGAGAGCAUCGGCGGAGAGAUAUCACCGUGUUCGACCACCGAUCUGCGGCGGUGGUUGAGAUGAAGAUACAGUUUCAUGUUCCUAAAAUUUGAUGAAGAAAAGCAGCAUCAUUGAUGGAUGAGGAGUGAUUCAAUAACUGAUUUAGUUGGCAACUCUAGUUUGUUUUUGUUUUUGUUUUUGUUUUUGUUUAUGCUAAAAUAGGAGUGAGUGAUGCAGAUGCUACACUGUAUUUGCCGCCACCACUCAUAAACUUCCAGCUUACCAUUCACCCAAUCAUUCUACUCAUCCACCAAAUUAAUUACAUUUCCUGUAUUUUCAGUGAUAUUAGGUCACCAUAAAUUCCCAUGUCUCAACUUCCUUCAA
Molecule: messenger RNA, 2089 nt
Organism: Salvia splendens (bonfire salvia)
Lineage: Eukaryota; Viridiplantae; Streptophyta; Magnoliopsida; Lamiales; Lamiaceae
Product: protein IQ-DOMAIN 17
Exons: 5
Coding region: 236-1789 (517 amino acids)
Molecular function (GO): protein binding
Source: RefSeq, a predicted model, not a curated record